Nomia melanderi (Alkali bee) is the source of this 3718-nucleotide messenger RNA. RefSeq names its product phosphoenolpyruvate carboxykinase [GTP]. Gene Ontology annotation, biological process: gluconeogenesis; oxaloacetate metabolic process; cellular response to glucose stimulus. Gene Ontology annotation, molecular function: GTP binding; manganese ion binding; phosphoenolpyruvate carboxykinase (GTP) activity. Lineage: Eukaryota; Metazoa; Arthropoda; Insecta; Hymenoptera; Halictidae. Gene Ontology annotation, cellular component: cytosol. The record is from RefSeq and is a predicted model, not a curated record.
CUGUCGAAAGCCGGCGGGCGGUCCGGCCAGAUAAUUCGCGAGGGAGCAAACGAGAGCCGCGGCUCGUCAGUUGACGAAUGAGCGCGGCGCGCGCGGUGAGCCAGAUAGCGUGCAAGGGAAAGUGUCCGCGCAAAAAUAGAAGAGCAAGUGUCGCUAACGCGCUUUCAGUGUAAAACCCGAGCGUCCGUUUAAAUGCAAGCGUGGGCCGAUUAAUCGCACCGCGAUUGCUUUUACUUCUAGCGUGCCGCGGCGUGUAUCCCGCAGUCUACCAGUAACCGUGCGAUCGACCGUGCCGAUCGCGGACAGAGCCCGCCGCUGCGGAUCGAAAGUAGAUCACCGAAUAUCUCUGCCCGUCUCAGCCGAACCGCGAACCGCUCGCAGGGGUGUCCGCGCCGAUCUCCCGCGAGGACAGAGAGAGGGACCGAUCCGUCAGCCCGACUGUCGCCGGACAGACCCGUCGCUUUCGUUCUAGUAGAAUAGCUGUUGGCCGAGUAGACCGAUUCGGUAGAAGCUCGAGAACCUCGACCUUCCUUCGCUUCUCCGGUGAGUCGCAAGCGGGACGACAUUUUGCAUCAUCCAACCCCGGGGUGAAAAGCUGGAGAACGCAAGGCCGACCGCCGCGAGCCGAUCCUCGAUCCUACCGAACGACUGAUCCAGCGACCGAUCGCGGAUCCGUGGACUGGCAUCUCUCCCCCACUAUCCACCGGAAGUGCAACCGGCCAAUCCGCGGAACGAGCUGUCCAGGGAUCGUCAUUGUUUAUUGCGAGUCCUAUAAAAGCGGGAAUCGGCAGACAUGUCGGCGAGAAUCAAUCCGAUCCGUUGGACCAGUCUGGCCUGCAACAGGCUACCGGCCGUUAGGCGAUUUUCUGUCCUCGCUGGACCACCACCGGGAAUCGGCGCCAGAGCCAGCUACCUUCGGAUCCUGAAUCUGACCGAUCCUCCGAAGACCGGCCAGCAAACCGCACGAUUCGCGAAACUGAGCCAUCGCAUCGGCACCAUGAGCGGAAGCGUUAAAGUACCGCGCGCGGCUGGCGUUUGCUACCCGCAGGUUUCGAGGUUGCUGGUGACUCACGCGGCAAAGAGCCCGGCGGUGAGCAACAAUUACGAGUACAUCGAGAAGACACCGUUGUCGAACACCCUCGCCGAGUCUCUUGCUCCGAAAAUUCGCUCCUACGUCGAGGAAUGCGCGAUCCUGUGCAACCCUAAGGACAUCUACGUCUGCGACGGCAGCGAGGCUGAGUACAGUCAUCUGCUGCAAUUGUUGGAGAAGAGCGGCACCAUCUCACCGCUGCCGAAAUACGAAAACUGCUGGCUGGCGAGGACGAACCCAGCGGACGUGGCUAGAGUAGAGAAACGCACGUUCAUCAGCACGGAAACGAAGCGCGAGACCGUUCCCACCCCUCGCGAUGGCGUCACUGGAGAACUGGGCAACUGGAUCUCGCCCAAUGACAUGGACCAGGCGAUUCUGGAACGAUUCCCGGGAUGCAUGAAGGGUCGAACCAUGUACGUGAUCCCGUUCAGCAUGGGUCCGGUCGGAUCUCCCCUCUCAAAAAUAGGAAUAGAGAUCACUGACUCGCCGUACGUCGUCUGCUCGAUGAGAGUAAUGACCAGAAUGGGAAGCAAAGUCUUGGAGGCCCUGGGAAACGACGAUUUCGUCAAGUGUCUGCACUGCGUUGGCGUUCCGAAACUGGACACGAAAAUCCCCGUGAUGUCCUCGUGGCCCUGCGAUCCGGAGAGGACCAUCAUCCUUCACAAACCAGCGAAGAACGAGAUCGUCUCUUACGGGAGCGGUUACGGUGGGAAUUCCUUGCUGGGGAAGAAGUGCUUCGCGCUGAGGAUUGGCUCGACGAUCGCGAAGAAAGAGGGCUGGCUCGCUGAGCACAUGCUUAUACUGGGUAUCACGAACCCGAAGGGUAAAAAGCGUUACAUCGCCGCCGCGUUCCCGAGUGCCUGCGGCAAGACGAACUUAGCCAUGAUGCAGCCGACCCUGCCGGGGUACAAGAUCGAGUGCGUGGGCGACGACAUCGCUUGGAUGAGAUUCGACCGUGAGGGCAAGCUCCGCGCCAUUAACCCCGAAAACGGUUUCUUCGGGGUCGCGCCGGGCACCAGUUUCGCUACGAACCCGAACGCCAUGAAGACUAUUUUCAAGGACACCAUCUUCACCAACGUGGCCGCCACCAGCGACGGAGGAGUCUUCUGGGAGGGAUUGGAGAAAGAAAUCAGUGACAACGUCGAGAUCACUGACUGGCGAGGCAAUAAGUGGACCAGGGGAUCCAAAGUGCCCGCUGCCCACCCUAAUUCUAGAUUCUGCACACCUGCGAAGCAAUGUCCUAUCAUUGAUCCCGCUUGGGAAGACCCGAUCGGUGUCCCCAUAGACGCUAUCCUAUUCGGCGGACGAAGACCCGAGGGUGUUCCUUUAAUCUAUCAGGCACGAAACUGGCAACACGGUGUCUUCAUCGGGGCUUCCAUGAGGUCGGAAGCUACCGCUGCUGCCGAGCACAAGGGCAAAGUGAUCAUGCACGACCCGUUCGCGAUGAGACCGUUCUUCGGCUACAACUUCGGCCACUAUCUCGAUCAUUGGCUGAGCAUGGCGAACGUAGAGAACGCCAAACUGCCAGCGAUAUUCCACGUGAAUUGGUUCAGAAAGGGGGAGAACGGGAGGUUCCUCUGGCCAGGAUUCGGCGAGAAUUCCCGCGUCCUGGAUUGGAUCCUCCGCAGGAUCGACGGCGAGGACAUCGCUGUAGAAUCUCCCAUCGGCCUUCUGCCGAGAUUCGAUUCCUUCAAUUUGGACAACAUGAAGGACCAGGUUGACAUGGACCAGCUGUUUAAACUGCCGAAGGACUUCUGGCUGAAAGAGAUCGAACAGCUCAGAGAGUACUUCGACGCGCAAGUCGGCGACGACUUGCCACAGGCUAUUCGCUCCGAACUCGAUGCCCUUGCCAGUAAAAUUGAUAAGUUUUAACCCUUUGCACUGGGAAGAUCUUCACUAGAAACAUUCGACACUUUCCGAUGAAACGUAGACAUUAUUUGAAAGCUAAUGAGAAAACAUACGUCAAUUAAGAGACAAAGAUAUUUUACAAAAAUGUUUCACAUAUUGAUAUACGAAACUUGAUAUUAUAUAUAACACUUUGUAAUUUUGUUGUAUCAAAUCGAAUGGUGACUGAGUCACCUCUCGAGUGUAAAGGGUUAAUCGAACCCUCAUAAUCAUUAUCAUUCUUCGAGAAUGGAAGUGGAUUUUAAGUAUGAGUACCUUUUAUUUCACAGUCACUUUGAAGUUCGAUUAUGAUGCUUGGAGAGAGCCAAGUAGGUUCGGUAAAUAAUUUCGUUGAUGAAUACAUUGAAAUCUAUUUAAAGGAACUGGAUAUGUAUUAGAUAAUCAUUCUAUAUGACACUGAGAAGUGAUGAUAGAACUCUGCAUUGAUUCGGAAUUGUAAUUUAAUGUUAAAAUCAUUAAUGCAUUACAAUGUUGUUCGCUAAAUCUUACUUUAUUAUUCAUUAUGAGAACAGUUUGCUGAUGCGAGAUUUUCUAAAUUAAUUGCUGGAGGUUUCAUCUUUAUCAACUGUAUCGUUAGGACAAGUAUUCAUGAAUGUUUCAAACAGUUUCUUUUUUAUGGAGAAGUGUGCAAGUGAGAGGUGAAUAAGAGUUGAUUCACUAAUUAUGUACAGAGAGACAUGUAUUUUGGAUAUUAUUUUCUCAAUAAAAUAUUAUGAAAAAUGA